Messenger RNA from Pleurotus ostreatus (oyster mushroom), 1158 nucleotides. RefSeq lists its product as uncharacterized. The transcript has 5 exons. The record is from RefSeq and is a predicted model, not a curated record. The coding region runs from base 1 to 1158 and encodes 385 amino acids. NCBI's taxonomy places the organism in Eukaryota, Fungi, Basidiomycota, Agaricomycetes, Agaricales, Pleurotaceae.
AUGUUCCCCCACGCUCGUUUUGCUGCUCUCGCUCUCGCUUCUGUUGCUCUCGUGAAGGCACAGGACCCAGUUGCUCCCCCCGCUGCCAUUGCAACAUUCCCCACCACCCCGUUGGCCGAGAAGCAUUUUCCGUAUCCUUCUGGCAUCCCCUAUCAAGCGGACACAGAAAACCUCAUUCGUGGCAGACAGACUGGUUACAACCAGUGCAACUCUACGACUGAAAACCAGGACUCCCUCUGCCAGACGGCUUUUGUGAACGCCGUCGAUGACUUCUGCCUGUGGGCUGGAAACAAGCCCGACUCUGUAGUUGGUGAUACUGAGGGCGAGUCAGUCGCGUGGUGCACGAAGCCAGGCCAUGGCACGCGCCUCAUCCCCGAGGGUGCUAUCAAGGGCGUGCAGUUCAUCCGCACCCCCGACUACCUCCAAGUCGUCGGCUUCAUUGACCAAACACGAAUCAACAUCAAGGCCGGUGACUGGGGAGGAGAGCUCGACCCCCACGGUGCUGACUUGCGUGGCAACCCUCUUGGAGGGCUGAUGUACUCCAACGGUUGGUCCAACGGCAACAGCGAUAGCUAUGUCCAGGUUAUCGAAUGGCACAAUUUCAUGGGUGGUGACCAGUUCUGCAUGAAAGUCUGCGACCCGUCCAAGCCCAACGCCGCGCGAUACUGCGAGCACAUUCUUGACCGUAUCGGGUGCGCCUUCAAUGCCCCACACGACGCGCAGCCCAAUGUCUUCGAGUACUGCCAAGGUGACAACCAGGACUUCCCUGGUAUCUACGUCGAGAAUGGCGUCACGAUGACAUACACGCAGCCCCCCGAGUCGCUCGGCCCCAUCACCACCAUGCCUUACACCGCCAGAGUUCCCGCUAAGAGCCAGUGCGUUACAUACGAGAGCGCGAACCUCUUCGCCGCUAUUGCGACCGUCUCCCUCCCCGCCCCUUCUGGCACAUGGGCACCAACCGGCAGUGCGUCCGGUUCAGCAGCUGCUGCCACUGGGACUGGCUCCGCAGCGAAAGGUGCUUCGAACGCCAGCCGCAGCGGAACCGGCACUGGUACCACCGCCAACGCAGAAUCAACGUCCAACGAUGCAAGCGUAGUAGCAAUUUCAAGCUUCGUCUCGAUAAUGGGCGUCGUUUUCUCCGCACUCUUCCUCUCAUGA